UGAUGUGUACAACCAAAUUCAAAGAACUCUCAAUUGGAUAGAUUAUGAGCUUAACAUAUGCUUGUCAGAAAAUGUAUAUUAAAUCCAGUUCUCUUCGCGGCGGGCAUUUUAAGCGGCGCAAAAUCUGAAUAGAUCAGAGCUACGUGUAUCAGAGGUUGCCGUAUGCAUAUGCUUCCAGAAAUAGGGGACAUUUGGUUUGGACCAGGUUAGGUUGGUGUUGCAACCCAGAAGACCGUAAACUUCGAUUUGCAGUGCAUUUAUGACACAUGAACUGGUGUUUUAGAUGUUACAAAUAUCAUCAUAAUAAUCAUCUGUCAAGAGGACAGUCUCUUUCAAAAGAAGUCAGUAAUACAUAACCUAAAAAAGUUGGUCCAUAAGCAGAAGAAAUGUUGAGAAGCAAAAUUACAGUUUUAUGUCGGAUGAGAAUUAAAACAUCAGUAUGUUUGCAUCAGAGGUAUCUAGAACAAUGCUUGCCACAGUCCUUACUGCAGAACGUGCGGCAUGUUGCUGCCACACGUACCGUCAGUCACCAAAACACGCCAUUCAGUUCCAUGAAAUGGAUCCUUCUGCUCAUCCCCACCACCACGUUUGGCUUGGGAACGUGGCAGGUCCAGAGGCGCAAGUGGAAACGACAACUGAUUGCAGACUUGAAGACAAGGACCAAUGCUGCACCACGUGAUCUCCCACUUGAUUUGGAGGAACUGUCACAGCUGGAGUACUGUCCUGUGCGUGUGCAGGGCCAGUUUGAACACUCAAGGGAGCUGUACAUUGGACCUCGCACCUUGAUAGCUGAUGGUGAUGCAGCAAGUCAGUCAAGCCUCACUACCCACAAGUCAGGAGUACAGUCUGGUUACCUUGUUGUUACCCCCUUCCAUCUCUCUGACAGGGAUAUGACCAUUCUUGUGAAUCGAGGAUGGGUACCGGCAAAUCACAAAAAUCCUAACACACGGAAGGCAGGUCAAGUUGAGGGAGAAGUGGAGAUUGUUGGAGUCGUACGACUCACUGAGAAGAGAGCUCCCUUUAUGCCCAAAAAUCAACCCCAUGCUUGGUUCUACAGAGAUCUACCAAAGAUGGCAGAAGCAGCAGGAACAGAGCCUGUGUUCCUAGAAGCAAAGGCAGAGACCACAGUUCCAGGGGGCCCUAUUGGGGGGCAGACUCGAGUGUCACUAAGAGAUGAACACUUAUCAUACCUGCUCACAUGGUAUGGACUCAGCGCUACUACAGCAUACAUGUGGUACAGGCUCUUCAUUGCAAGGAAACCUUUGCUAUAGCAAUGCUGUCCAGCCCUGUGGAAUAGUUGAACUGCAAAUAACAAGACGUGAAAAAUCUACUAAUAAAUAUAGAUUGUAAUUAUGUCUAACUGUAUAUUAUUGUGGACAAAUAAAUGGCUAAUAUUUUAGGCAUAAAGUCUCAGAAAAAUGGAGAACAGUACAGUGCGUUCACAUUUCAUGCAAAUUUGAAAUAGUGUAAUAUAAAAAAUACUGAAGUCUCAAUUCAUGAGCAAAGUUUUAAAUAAUCUAAAAUACCCCAAAAUUCAAAACUUCUCCUGAAUUAUAGAACCUGACUAAUUUGACAGCAAAUUCUGUUGAGAAUGACCAGGAUUAAAAACACAAGCAGUACCUGGCUGAAUAGUGAGUGCAUGCAACCCCAUCUACCCACUGUCCUCUUUCUGUGAACGUUCUCUAUUAGAUUCCAUGUCCUGAUACAGUGCAAGAAAGUGCAGUAGGAAAGAAAUUCUGACACAUUUUAAACUCUUGUAUAACUGUAGAAAAUGUUACCAAUAUUCAUACUGUACAAUUAAUCAAUCAGCUGUCAACUGUCUGUGAGACAUCAGCCACUCUGUCAAUGCAGUCAAAUUUGGAAACAUACCUUAGCGAGCCAAACAUUGGAUGUAAGAGAAGUGUGGGUAUGCUAAACUCACCUCUCAUCUCCAUAUAGUGCUGAAGUCUAGAAUGUGUGGAGUUGUAUCUUCACUCUCCCAUACAUCUUCAUGGCAUGGUAAUUAAGCACAGAAAUAAUGUUACCUUUACAUACAAUGAAAACAAAUGAACUCAUGUUUUCUUUUGAACAGAACUAUGCCCAUGUUUACAAGUCAUGUGAUUAUCCUCCAAAGGAUAUAAACCAACUGGAUGAAUGCUGAUGGUCAGGUCACAUUAAGAAGACUAACAGAACUUAUGAAGAUUGAGAAUGGAAUUUAAUUAUAUAUACAUAUGAUUUAACAUAAAAUAUCUUAAUAGUCCAUACAAUUCAAAGUAUUAAGCACCUAAAAUGCAAUUAAAAGUUCCAUCUAAAUUUAAUGUUAAUAAAAAUAGAAGGAUUUAAGCUCCAUCUUUGGAUAGACUGAUUCGAUCCUCGCACCCUGGUAACAAAUAGUGGUGGUGUUUCUUUGGCAACACUUGAU
Messenger RNA from Cryptotermes secundus, 2401 nucleotides. RefSeq names its product surfeit locus protein 1 (gene Surf1). The coding region runs from base 387 to 1271 and encodes 294 amino acids. The record is from RefSeq and is a predicted model, not a curated record. The transcript is spliced from 8 exons. Gene Ontology annotation, cellular component: mitochondrion; membrane. Gene Ontology annotation, biological process: mitochondrial respiratory chain complex IV assembly. NCBI's taxonomy places the organism in Eukaryota, Metazoa, Arthropoda, Insecta, Blattodea, Kalotermitidae.